CAUCGAUCCUACGAAAAAAUCACAGGUUCGCGAUUACAUGACUAUGUUGACGUUGUUCAACAAAAUCAUAACCAAAACCCCCCACUCUGAAGAAUCAGAGUAUGAAGUCUGCUUGGUCGGUUUUCCAAUCAACACGAUCCUCCAUUGGACUAUGGGCACACCUUCAGGCUUCACCACGUUCGUCAACUUCAAGGUGAACGCCUAGUUCAAAGAGAUGUUCACCGUCUGGGAAUCUUUCCUCGCCUCAUCCAAUUCAUGCUUCGUCGGUUGGGAGUGCCGCCAUGCCCAACUUGGCCACAACAUACGUGUGCGAUCCCUCCGUGCUGUACUACGGAUUCAAAUCCUGGGACGACUUCUUCACCAGACAGUUCCAGCCUGGCGUGCGGCCCGUCAUGUACCCAGAGGACA
This is a messenger RNA of Desarmillaria tabescens, 408 nucleotides long. RefSeq lists its product as uncharacterized. The coding region runs from base 38 to 205 and encodes 55 amino acids. The transcript is spliced from 2 exons. The record is from RefSeq and is a predicted model, not a curated record. NCBI's taxonomy places the organism in Eukaryota, Fungi, Basidiomycota, Agaricomycetes, Agaricales, Physalacriaceae.